AUGGCCAAGGUCAACGAACAUGCGUUCGAGCUCUGGAAGCGACACGUCUGUCAACCUCGUAUGGACAGUGAACUGGUAGCCCUUCAACUACUAUGUGACACUCAUCCUGGCUACCACAUCACCCGCACCGAGCCUGGAACUUGUGACUUAAUCGGCUAUGCUGAGGCGGGCCAUGCCACCAAAACGCUGGAUCUUGUUGCGGGCUACGAUGCUACACGCAAUUACAAGUCUAGUGGCACAAGUACCUGCUCAAUUCCCGACUGUUCGUUGCCUGGCUGCUUGCUUCUCGACGUCAGUCCCGGUACACUUCAGGAUGAGAUCCGUUUUGGCUGUUGGAGAUACUCCUGGAAUGAACACGAGCUUAUGGUUUACGAAAUUGGCUAUUUCGACCUCUACAAUACCCUCGUCAAGCAGCUAUAUGUAUUGGCACCAACUGGAGACGAGGUUCAAAAUGGGUUCCAUAAGCAUACCGACGCCUUAAUCCUAGCUGCAGGAGCUUGGACCAAGGCCUUGCAUGAACAGAUCUACGUCUUCGACAAUUCGACGUGGGAAAAAUCUUCUUCCAUGUUCCGAAGUGUGCAAGGCGUCUCAUGGGAUGAUUUGAUUCAAGAGCCUGCGGUGAAAGACAGCCUGCUGAAAGACGUACUCUCCUUCUUCAAGUCUCGAGAAUCGUACGCAUCAAUGGAAGUACCCUGGAAGCGAGGCAUUAUCCUACAUGGCGUCCCAGGCAACGGUAAAACUCUCAGUAUCAAGGCUCUCAUCAACUCUCUUUCGACUCUCGACCCGCCUAUUCCCGCUCUUGUUGUGAAGUCAUUUGACAACGAGUGCAGCGGGCCAAAAUGGGCCAUGAAGGACGUGUUCUCACAAGCACGCGCCAUGGCACCUUGUGUACUCAUAUUUGAGGAUCUCGACAGUUUGGUCGAAAAUGAGACACGUAGUUACUUCCUUAAUGAGGUAGACGGUAUCGAAACCAACGACGGCAUUUUAAUGAUCGGGUCGACAAACCAUCUUGGGAAGCUGGAUGACGCCAUCACCAAGCGGCCUAGCCGUUUUGAUCGGAAGUUCCAUUUCAAGCUCCCCGAGGAGCCGGAGAGGGUUGCCUAUUGUCGACAGUGGGCUAACAGGUUUGCCGAUAAGGGGACUGUCGACUUUCCAGACGAGCUCUGCGAUGUUAUUGCGAAGCUGACCGACGGUUUCAGCUUUGCAUAUCUCAAGGAACUCUUUAUCUCCUCGCUGCUGACUCUCAGCCAUGGUCAAAUCACCCAUGGCAACAACACUGAUGUGAACAACAUUGAUGUCAACGGCGCUGAUACCCACAACGCUGAUGCCGAUAACUCGAGUGCUAACGGCAUCGCUGCCAAUGAUGCCAGCGUCGAUAACACUGAUGCCAACACCCCUGAUGCCAAGGGUACCGAUGCCGACAACGGCGCUGACGACGCUGAUACGCCAGGUGUAGAUGUCACCAAAGACGAAGAUAUGGCCACAGGAAAGAACGAUACCAGGGCGGAGAAGAGUGCGGAAGAAGACAAGAAGGGCGAGGAGACUCCAGCGAAAGCUAAAAGAGUCAUGCCAACGGUGCAGACUCCUGACCACCUGAAGAAUAAUAUGCUUCUGAGGAUAGUCAGAAAGGAGGCAAAGGUGCUUUGGGACCAGAUGGACAACUCUGUAGAAGAGGACUGA
Messenger RNA from Pochonia chlamydosporia 170, 1680 nucleotides. Its product is annotated as proteasome-activating nucleotidase. Gene Ontology annotation, cellular component: cytosol; peroxisomal membrane. The record is from RefSeq and is a predicted model, not a curated record. Gene Ontology annotation, molecular function: ATP hydrolysis activity; ATP binding. Gene Ontology annotation, biological process: protein import into peroxisome matrix. The coding region runs from base 1 to 1680 and encodes 559 amino acids. NCBI's taxonomy places the organism in Eukaryota, Fungi, Ascomycota, Sordariomycetes, Hypocreales, Clavicipitaceae. The transcript has a single exon.